Molecule: messenger RNA, 1243 nt
Organism: Saccostrea echinata
Lineage: Eukaryota; Metazoa; Mollusca; Bivalvia; Ostreida; Ostreidae
Exons: 10
Coding region: 139-1221 (360 amino acids)
Source: RefSeq, a predicted model, not a curated record
AGAUAUGACAGAGAUGGAAAAAUUCUUAUUAUUGAUAGAAAGAAACAGCAUUGGGAUUAUGUGAGGAGGCAAAAAGAAGCAUAUUAUGAGAGAAGAGAAGUCUCAAGAUUGUAUCCCAACAAAUGUCUGACUAUUAUCAUGGAUGGAAUGGACCAGAAAAAAACAAACAUUCCCAUUCUUUUCUCAAAAUCUCGGAAUUCUAAACAGAUUGCCAACCUUCAACAAGUCAGGACUCAUCUGCUGGGCUUACUUGUUAACACAGAGAUUCAGGUAUCAGGAGCAAGGAAAGUUGGAUAUGGGUAUUUUGAUCUUCUCCAGUAUCCCCAUGACUCCAAUCUCAACCUGACUGUUUUACUGCAAACUUUACUGGACUACAAAGGCAGCAUGGGAAGGGAAUUCCACUUGCAAACAGAUAGUGCCUCCGAUAACAAAAAUAAGAUAGUUCUUGGCUUCCUUGGCAUUAUGGUUCACCUUGGUAUUUUUGAAGAGUGUUAUCUGCACAUGCUUCCUGUUGGUCAUACCCAUGAAGACAUCGAUGCCAUGUUUUCCAACUUUUCUAAUCUGUUAAAGGCUGAUAUAAUGACUUUAGAAGAUUUGAUUAAUACUUUUCAGAAAUUGAGUUUCAUCAAGGAAGGGAAAUUUGUCAAUGUUGUCUGGGAUUUCAAAGAGUGGGUGUUAAAUCAUCUUGUCAACAAUCAUGGUCUAGGAGAUCAGUUUGAAUUUAGAAUCCAUACCCUUGACAAAGAAAGCAGGACACCCAUAUUCCACUAUAGAAGGGGUGAAGGGGAGAGAUGGCUGCCAGACAUUGAAGAUGAAAACACCUAUGAACAUCAACAGGACAAGUGUGGGAUUCAAAUUUUUAAGGACAUGGGUUUUUUGAAAACAAACCCUAAAUGCGUGGUGCCUACAGAGAAAAGCAUGCACCUAAGCAGAAUACUUCAGGAAACCUGCCCAAAGUUGUUAGAGUCUGGACUUCUCAAACCUGAUGAGAAGCAAUGGUGGGAAGAGUUCUCAUCAACAGUGAGAGAAAGCUAUCUUACACCACCAACCAAUAUAAAUUUUCCCUUGGAAAACUUGAUAAGGAGAGAAUUGAGUGAAUCUCCCACCUCCAUUCACCCAGUAGAGAGAACCCUCCAAGAGCUGGAUGACAGGACAAAGAGAAAGUCAUUAGUAUACACUGGCGGGUACUUGAAACAAAAAAGGAGGAAAACAGCUGGCUGAAUUACAUGAAUAAAUAUGUUUU